AUGUCGAUCACCGCCGUCGACUAUAUCCGAACCCAGGAGGAUUUGGAACGGCAGGCCAAGGAGCUCAUGCCCUAUGCUCCCGACGAGUGUACGUUUGCCAAAGGUCAGUUGAGACAGCCAGUGUUUGCCUGUGUCACCUGUGGUUCUGACGAUACUCCCGUGGGUGUAUGCUAUCUGUGCUCGAUUCAGUGCCACGCUGACCACGAAAUCGUCGAGUUAUUCGCUAAACGGCAGUUUGUGUGUGACUGUGGAACGACAAAGACUCCGAAGGCGUGUGUUCUUCGCCAACGAGGGAAGGACACUGGGGAACAAGUGUUGCGGCCUCGUACGGGGUCAAUCGACGCUUCUACACUGAGCAAACCGUUUCGGGAGGUGGAGAUUGGGGCCGGAGAAGACGUUCCGGCUCUGUCAAACCAAUAUAACCAUAAUUUUAGUGGUACCUUUUGUGACUGUCGACAACCUUAUGAUCCCGAUGAUGGCAAUAUGAUCCAGUGUUUUUGUGGCGAAGAGUGUGGCGAAGACUGGUACCACGAAGAGUGUAUUUUGGGGUUUAAACAGGGCCUUUUCCGACAACUGAAAUCUAAAAAUGCUAAUACUGAAGACGAUGAUGAUGUUAGUCAAGUUCCCCAUUUCCCCAAGUACAGUGAUUUUGACGCGUUCAUUUGUUGGAAGUGUGUGGCUGCCUUCCCCCUGCUUCUCGAGCUUCGUGACGUGGCUCUAGCGUUUGAAAAACCCCAUCGCCCUGCUCAGCUGGUUCUGGAAUGGCUCGGUGAAGGUGACGUCAGCGGUAAACGUCGCAAGCGGAAUGACGACGUAAACUUCUUUCUUAAACCAGGAUUUCGAAGUGAACUUGAAAAGGUGGUGGAAACUAAACCUGAUACAGGAUUAGCAAAAUUCCUCAAAAUCAGACGCCAUUUGUUUGAGGCUGAUCCGGUUUAUGAACCGCCUAAUGAUGACGAUGAGGGCGACGUGGUGGAUAUGGGUACCGAAGCAUUACAAUCACUCCCCAAGGAACAAGCACUUAAAGGGUUGGAGGCAUACGCCACAAUGAGAGAGAAACUCAAAAGCUUUUUGACUCCGUUUGCUACUAACGGCGAAGUGGUGACGGCAGAUAACGUUAAGGAGUUCUUCUCCAAAAUUUCUGAGCCUAAACCAACCCCAUGA
Messenger RNA from Diutina rugosa, 1164 nucleotides. RefSeq lists its product as uncharacterized. Gene Ontology annotation, molecular function: zinc ion binding; ubiquitin protein ligase activity. Gene Ontology annotation, cellular component: cytoplasm. Bases 1 to 1164 code for a protein of 387 amino acids. The record is from RefSeq and is a predicted model, not a curated record. Lineage: Eukaryota; Fungi; Ascomycota; Pichiomycetes; Serinales; Debaryomycetaceae. The transcript has a single exon.